Salmo salar (Atlantic salmon) is the source of this 1226-nucleotide messenger RNA. It is a transcript of the gene gjz1, whose product is annotated as gap junction protein zeta 1. Gene Ontology annotation, molecular function: gap junction channel activity. Gene Ontology annotation, cellular component: connexin complex. The record is from RefSeq and is marked provisional. Gene Ontology annotation, biological process: cell-cell signaling. NCBI's taxonomy places the organism in Eukaryota, Metazoa, Chordata, Actinopteri, Salmoniformes, Salmonidae.
GAAGUUCAUGGAAAUGACUUAACGAUCACUGCUACAGUAGUUUCAUAACAAAGACGAGCAGAAAUAAUGGCAGCCAUCGUAACAGGGCUCAUCCCAAUCCUCCGCACGGCAGUGGACACCACUACCACCUAUAAGUGCCGCUCGCUGUGGUUUGGCUUCCUCUGCAUGCGCUUGGUGGUUCUGUUUGUGGCCGAGAUGCCCUGGUUCAAGCUGGACGCGGACUUCAGCUGUAACACCACCCAGGACUUGUGCACCCGAGGCUGCUUCAAUCAACACUUUGACAAGCCUGUCAUGGUGGCCUGGAACUUCUUCUUCAUCCUCCUCGUCAUGUCUGUUCUCCUCAUGGAGCUCUUUGCCUCCCACCUCCGCUCCGCUGCCCAGAAGAGGAGCUCCCGGCAGAGGAAUACUACGGGGGAGUUGGAGGCCCAGGGGAAGAGUGUCAGUGUGGGUGAAUCUGAACCCCCAGGGAAGAUGGUGAUUGACCUCCACAAAGACAGUGGCACUGUGGGCUUCUACCUGCUCAGCACCGUGCUGCGUAUUAUGGUGGAGGUCUGGUUUGUCUAUGUGCUUCUGUCCUGGAACCUACCUAAAGUAGAUGAAGGACCAUUCAAGUGUAAGUCAGCUAUCUGCCCAGAGAUACAUAUUUGCUUGGUGAGGGCGGCACCAGAGAAACGUAUGUCUAUCUAUGCUUUAGCCUCUGUUUCAGGCCUGGUCAUUGUAACUUCCGUCUUGUUCUGUUUGUACUCUAUUUUCCACUACCUCUGUAAAUUUUGAGACUGCAGGGAACCCACACUGGACCUUUUUAACUAUAAAUGUCUAAUGUGUAGGUGUAACAUUGGAUUUACGGUUUUCUUUUUUUUAAUCAUGGGUCAUGUUUGUGCCAGCUUAAAAGGCUAAUAAUGCUAAAUAAUCUGUCCUCAGUUUUUACUGUUCAAACGAUGCUUAUGGGUGUAGAAACACCUAUCUGAUGGUGUGUCUGAGUCAGGCAUUUGUAGUGCUUUCUGGUCAGGGUGAAAAUACAUGCUAAGCUAGAGAGGGAGUGUUACAGUGCCUUCAGAAAGUAUUCACACCACUUGACUUUUUCCACGUUUUGUUGUGUUACAGCCUGAAUUUGAAAUGGAUUAAAUUUAGAUUUUUUUUGUCACUGGCCUAAACACAAUACCUCAUAAUAUCGAAGUGAAAUUAUGUUUUUAAAAUUUGACAAAUGAAUUAAAUAUUAAAAGCUG